Molecule: messenger RNA, 800 nt
Organism: Cydia amplana
Lineage: Eukaryota; Metazoa; Arthropoda; Insecta; Lepidoptera; Tortricidae
Gene: DnaJ-11
Product: dnaJ homolog subfamily C member 30, mitochondrial-like
Exons: 5
Coding region: 144-749 (201 amino acids)
Source: RefSeq, a predicted model, not a curated record
GCUGCAAGAAUAAAACUAUGACUUCUUAUCCAAUUCCAAAAUAAAAACAAACUCCUCAGUAUCUCAGGAAUUUCUAAAUUAAAAUACAAAAUAAAACAAGAUUAUUAGUCAAAAAUGUCGUGAGAACGUUGCACACCUCGUCCAUGGCUUAUGCUAACCAUUAUGAGGUCCUAGGAGUCACACCAAGGUCUACACAGAAUGAUAUAAAGUCAGCAUACUACAAAUUGUCAAAAUUAUAUCACCCAGACAGAUCAAGCGAUGAUGCAUCAGCUAAGAAAUUUCGAGCAAUAUCAGAGGCAUAUGAAGUAUUAGGAAAUGUAAAAUUGAAGAAAAUGUAUGACAAGGGUCUAUUGACGCGAGAGAGUCCCCACAGUCAUACAGACUACCGCCCCGAGCCCGAACCAACAGACCCCACCCUCAAGUUCUACAAGUCCCGAGCUUCGAGACACAUCACUCCUACUAUGGAUGGGAAAGUACCCAUUUACGACUUUGACGCCUGGUCAAAAAACCAUUAUGGAGAUGUUUUCAAAAAAUCACAAUAUGAUAAAGAAAUGUUGAGGAAAAGGCGAGAGAAGCAAAUGGAUGCAGUGCAUUCCAACCGUCAAGAGGCAACUAUUUAUAUUCUAUUUGCACUCACAGGGAUCUUCUUCGCACUGGUGCUCCGCGGGAAGUCAGAAUAUGAUGUGGACAGGACGAGCAAAAUAGAAACUAUACAAAGUAGCACUGCGGACAAAACUGAGUCUUCAUAGUACAAUUUUAUUUCAUGGGCAGUUUACGGGUAUAAAGUAAUAUGGAAUAAA